Protomyces lactucae-debilis is the source of this 2670-nucleotide messenger RNA. Its product is annotated as eukaryotic translation initiation factor 3 subunit 8 N-terminus-domain-containing protein. The record is from RefSeq and is a predicted model, not a curated record. Gene Ontology annotation, cellular component: eukaryotic translation initiation factor 3 complex. Gene Ontology annotation, molecular function: RNA binding; translation initiation factor binding; translation initiation factor activity. Gene Ontology annotation, biological process: translational initiation. NCBI's taxonomy places the organism in Eukaryota, Fungi, Ascomycota, Taphrinomycetes, Taphrinales, Protomycetaceae. The transcript is spliced from 2 exons. Bases 83 to 2614 code for a protein of 843 amino acids.
AGAGAAAGAAAGAGAGAGACAAGCAGCUGGACCAGAGAGUACUAGAGAAGCAAGAGGAGAGAGAGAGAAGCGACUGCUGACUAUGUCGCGUUUCUUUGCUGCAGGGUCAUCAGACUCAGACUCUUCCAGCGCAUCAGACGAUGACUACUCAGACUCAGACCUCGCGUCCCGUCAAAGUGGCAGCAACAGCAAUAGCGAUGACAGCGACUCCGACAGUGACUCUGCCAGUGAUGCAAGUGACUCGGACGACUCCGAUGCACCCGCAAAGAAGGGAAACCGAUUCAUGGUCGGUGGGGACUCGGACGACAGUGACGAUGACUCGGACGAUGGCAAGAAAGUCGUCAAGUCUGCCAAGGAUAAACGUAUCGAGGAGGUCGAGAGCUGUGUGCAUCUCAUUGAGAAUGCGCAAAAGAUCAAUGACUGGGUCACCAUCUCUAGCGAGUUUGACAAGCUCAACAAGCUUGCAGAAAAGGCCAAAGCAGCUCAGCAGCUUCCCAAAAUCUACAUUGCCACCAUCACCCGGCUAGAGGAUGUUGCCAAUGAGGCCGUCAAGGCAGCCAAGACCAAGAAGAUGAAUCCAGCCAAUACGCGUGCUCUCAAUGGUUUGAAGCAGCGCAUCAAGAAGAACAACCGUCUCUAUGAAGCUGAAAUUGAACGAUACAAGGCAGACCCCGAUGCGUUGGAUGAGCCAGAGCCCGCGCCAGAACCUCAACAGCCAAAGGUCAAAAAGGACAAGUUUGCUGUAACUCCUACUGCUGCCGUCGCCGGCAAUGAUGAUGGGUUUGCCACCGUAGGCAAAGGUGGUAAAGUACUCGAAUACUCUGCAGAGAGCAUCUUCACCCACCUCCAAGCAGUCUUUGAAGCUCGUGGAAAGAAGAGCACUAACAGGGACGAGCAACUCUUUGUCCUUGCAAAGCUCAAGGAAGUUGCUGUCACACCCUACCAAAAGAUCAGAGUGUUGCUCGCGACCGUUGCAGCGCGAUUUGACUUCAGCUCUGGUUUGUCACAGUACAUGCCAACAGAGGCGUGGAAGCGUGCUCAAGCAGAAUUGCUUGAGCUGUUGAAAUUGCUUGAACAGGAGCGCUCCUACACUGUCCUCGAGGAUGCCGUGGAACAUGAUGACGAACAACCUGCGCCAGUUCCCACAGAUGAGCAACCCAUUGUCAAAAUCAAGGGCUCCAUCAUCUCUUACGUUGAUCGUCUUGACGAUGAACUCACCCGCGCUCUGCAAAACAUCGACCCGCACUCACAAGACUACGUCGACCGUCUACGCGACGAGGCGUUGUUGUACGCUACAAUUGUUCGUGCACAGAUCUAUGUCGAGUGGAAUGGCGAAAAGGAUAUUUCACGAUUGAUUAUGCGUCGUAUGGAGCACUUGUACUACAAGCAACAAGUACUCGUCACUGCAUUCGAGGAUCAGGCGUAUGCUGAUCUCUCAAAGGAUCUCGCAUCCAAAAUCACCCCGCGCGAGGAGAACUUUCCCCUCAUCCAAAAGCUGGCCAACUACCUCUACAAGAAUGGCACUGGCUUGUUGCGUACACGCGCCAUGUUGUGUCACAUCUACAACCUCGCACUCGAAGACCGUUACUAUGAAGCACGCGACAUGUUGCUCAUGUCUCACUUGCAAGACUCCAUCCACGCUGCAGACAUUCAAACACAGAUCCUCCACAAUCGUACCAUGGUCCAGUUGGGCUUGUCUGCUUUCCGUUCCGGAUUGGUAGUGGAAGCACAGCAAGCACUCUCUGAGAUUUGCGGUGGCAACAGGGUCAAGGAGCUGCUCGCUCAGGGUCCCUCCAAGAAUGUACGGGAUCCUGAACAAGAACGUCAAGACAAGGCACGACAGCUUCCAUUCCACUUGCAUUUGAACCUCGAGCUGUCCGAGUUUGUUUACUUGACUUGUUCUAUGCUGAUGGAGGUACCUGAGAUGGCACGCGGCUCAAAGCGUAUUAUUAGCAGACAAUUCAGACGUACCCUCGACUUUGCCGACCGGCAAAUCUUUUCCGGGCCACCGGAGAAUACGCGUGAUUUCAUCAUGCAAGCGAGUAAGCGUUUGUCUGCGGGUGACUGGCACGGUGCCUAUGACUUGCUGUCACAAAUCAAAAUCAUUGAUUUGAUGCCACAGCCUGAUUCGAUUCGUGCUAUGCUGAAGCAAAAAGUCAAGGAAGAAGGUCUUCGGACGUACUUAUUCAGCUAUGCACCCUUUUAUGAGUCUGUUAAGCUCGCUCAGCUUGCGUCAUUGUUUGACUUGUCUGCGGAAGAGACACGCAUGACAGUGUCACGCUUGAUCGCACAGGAUGAACUGACGGCGACCUUGGCAGCAGAUGAUGAGAGUUUGACGUUCUUUAGGCAGGAUCAGACGAGGUUGCAGGUGCAAGCUGUGCAACUCGCUGAAAAGGCACAGAGGCUUGUUGAACAGAAUGAACAGGCGUUGGAUAUCAAGCAGCCUAAGGGUGAAGGCCAGCAUGAAGGUGGCAGGCAGACGGGUGGUGGUGGUGGUGAGCACCGCAGGAGGCAGCAAGGCGGUGGCGGUGGCUUCCAAGGUGACCGCAAAGGUGCCCGCGGUGGCAGGCGGCAAGACUUUGGCAGUCGUCUUGCACAAAAGAUUCGAGCAUAGAUCCCCCUUGACUCUGAAGAAAUCAAGCAUAUUUGUGACUUGCUUUCUCGCUGACG